Messenger RNA from Heteronotia binoei (common prickly gecko), 1699 nucleotides. It is a transcript of the gene ARGLU1, whose product is annotated as arginine and glutamate rich 1. Gene Ontology annotation, cellular component: mitochondrion; nucleoplasm. The coding region runs from base 208 to 1047 and encodes 279 amino acids. Gene Ontology annotation, molecular function: cadherin binding. The record is from RefSeq and is a predicted model, not a curated record. The transcript has 4 exons. Lineage: Eukaryota; Metazoa; Chordata; Lepidosauria; Squamata; Gekkonidae.
AGGCGCGACGCCACGGUGCAUUGUGGGUUGCGCGGUGCAUUGUGGGGCGGGAGGAAGGUGGAGAAGCGCCUGCCUUGGGAGUCGGGCAGCCGCCAUCUUGUCUGAUCGCCGCUGGGCCUCGGGCCUGCUCCGGUAAAGGCGUCGCAGGAGAAGGCGAAUGCCCUUCCGGCUACGCUAAGGACCGCGAAGCCGGGCGAGGCGCUCGGGAUGGGCCGCUCCCGCUCGCGGAGCUCGUCCCACUCCAAGCGCGUCAAGAGCUCCAAGCACAACAAGAAGAACCGGAGCCGCUCGCGGUCCCAUUCCCGGGAGAAGGAGCGGGCCCGCAAGCGCUCCAAGUCGCGGGAGAGCAAGCGCAGCCGGCGGCGGGAGUCCCGCUCCAGAUCGCGCUCCAACACCGCCCCGUCCCGCCGAGACAGGGAACGGGAGCGGGACAGGGAACGCGAGCGCGCCUCCUCCCCGCCCGACCGCAUCGACAUCUUCGGCCGCACCGUCAGCAAGCGCAGCAGCCUCGACGAGAAACAGAAGCGGGAGGAGGAGGAAAAGAAAGCCGAGUUCGAGAGGCAGCGGAAAAUUCGGCAGCAAGAAAUAGAAGAGAAGCUUAUCGAGGAAGAGACAGCCCGAAGAGUGGAAGAACUUGUGGCCAAAAGAGUGGAAGAAGAACUAGAGAAACGGAAAGAUGAAAUUGAGCGGGAAGUUCUUCGCAGGGUUGAGGAGGCUAAGCGCAUCAUGGAAAAACAGUUGCUCGAAGAACUCGAGCGACAGAGACAAGCUGAACUUGCGGCACAAAAGGCUAGAGAGGAGGAAGAGCGUGCAAAGCGUGAGGAGCUAGAGCGAAUACUAGAAGAGAACAAUCGAAAAAUCGCAGAAGCACAAGCUAAAUUGGCUGAAGAACAGUUGAAAAUCGUUGAAGAACAAAGAAAAAUUCAUGAGGAGAGGAUGAAACUAGAGCAAGAGAGACAACGUCAGCAAAAGGAAGAGCAAAAAAUUAUCCUGGGCAAGGGAAAGUCUAGGCCAAAACUGUCAUUCUCACUAAAGAGUCAGGAUUAAAUUUCAGCUCCGAACUCUUAAUGGAAAAUGAAACAAACUUUGUAUAGUAGCUUCAUGUUGAAGUGUUUUUUUUAUUUUUCUUUUGUGAUUUUUUUUUCUUUUUGGACGUCUGAAAAGUUAGCUUGUUCUAAUAGGGGCUGUGCUCUGCAUCUCUCUUUUUACUUCCAUUUGAGUUAAAUCCUUAUCAGAUCAUUGUCUUUUUUUUUUAAAAAAAAGAGUAAAUCUAUUCUCAUCCACUUUGUUUCUGAGGUAAAGUGACUUGAAGCAGGUCGGGUCGCUUCAUCAAUUAUGUAUGGUCUGAUAAGGUUUUUACUGACCCACCGAUCUCAGAGUUAUACUCUGACAUUAACUUUUAAUGCUGGUUCUGCUGGCUUUUAAAAGAAAGUUUGGCAAAGGUAUUGGCAGAUUUCCACGGUGUACUUGGAUCCUCAGUGGUUUGUUAUUUUGGUGUCCUAUGAUACUAUCCCACUGUUGUGCUUGAUGUUCCCGAUAACAGGUAAGGAAAAAGUUGGUCAGUGUUGCUGGAGGUGUGUAAAGGGAGUUCAGUAUUUGUCUUUACUAGAAUUGUUUUUAUUCCACUGAUGAGAGUCAACCAGCAUUCCCAAUUGUGUAAAUAAUCCGAUUUGCCGAAUAAAGUGAAGUCUUAAAUUCA